UUCUUCCAUCUUGUCCUGUAUCAUCUUCCGCAUCUGGAUCUAGUGCCAUCCGCACAGCCGACUCUGCUGCAGAUAUAAGUAGUCCACGCGGUGCCGCAAGAUGGUUCGCUGCCCUCCUUCACCGCCCACCUUUACUGGUCUCCGCAUGGCUCAUUCACCAAGGCGCCGCGACUCGUCUCCAGACAGCAUGGACUUGCUCGCGGAUCUUCAUGCUUUGCAUGCCGACGAGUUCGCAUAUCUUAGCCAGCGGCUGACUGAAUUUGAACGGAAAUGCGAAAGGUCUUGGGUCUUUCGCUCGUAUGCAAUUGUUAGACACUACGUAUUAUUUAUCUUUAAAACUUGGGUGAAGGCAGCUUGGGCGUUUAUCUUCUUCCCGACGACUCUGAUGGAUCGCAUUGCUAUAGUUAUUCUAUCCUUUGCUGCGAGCGCCAUAAUGUCUAUUAUGCUGCCUUGGUGUCUAAUCUCGAAUCUACCUAUAACGAAAGAGAUUUUCGACAGCGUUUCUCGUCGACUUUUCAACGGAUUGAGCUUAGUCAAUGCUCUAUACCCAUCUAUUUUUGAAGAGCUAUCUCGCGAACAGAUUGCAGCGGCGAAAGUGCAUCUGUCUCGAUCUAUUGAGCAGUCUAAUAAUCGGCCGAAUAAGCGAUUCUUCAAUCUCGAUGCUUCCAAACUCCUGUUGCAAUGUGCUGCCCUUAUGUACGAACGCACUACGCGUACGACUCAUCGGGCGGCAGCAGUUGUUUCACGAAACACGGGAGGCCCCCGUCGGCAGCUUACUGAUUGGAGUCUUUCCGAGUCGCAUCCAGGUGCGCAUAUAACGGAGAUGUGUGGCACAACUGGAGCACGGGCGGUUAUGGAUGAGUUGCACAAACACAGUACUGAAGAGAGCACGAUCAAGGAUAUAGCUCGCGAGAAUCUAGGACUUCAAUACUGCACAGUAUCUGAGCUCAAUAGUACUGGGAGCGCAUUCUGUGGAUUGUUCUGGGACCCACAUGACACAUUUAUUAUUGUCGCAUUCAGAGGCACCUCGCCAACAGACUUUGCCGAGUGGUCAACAGAUUUCACGUUCCAGCUGCGCGAUGCUGGUGUCUGGCUUCGUGGCUUCGGAAAAGCGCAUGACGGUUUCAUGAACAAGGUCUAUCCAAGAAGGAUUCCUGCUGGUUCGAACAUGCCUUGCUUGACAAUUAUUGAAGACAUCAAGAGAGUUGCCGCUCGCCUCUCCGAACAUUCUCCUGACAAGAAGAUCAAUGUUUGGAUUACAGGACAUUCUCUCGGGUGUGCCCUUGCAUCGCUGGUCUACUCUCGCCUUGUCUGCGAGCCUCACGAGUGUGGAAUCAAUGUCGUAGUUAGGGAUGCUUAUCUCUUUGCAGCCCCCGUCGUUUGUGACGUUGAGUCUGCCAAUGCGUUCAAUGGGAGGAUGAAUCAUUAUUCCGAUACGAUCAGGACUAUGUGGCGUGUGACAAACGCGAGCGAUUUUGUUGCAACAGGUUUGCCUGACGGUGGUGAUAAUCCUGACAUACAACUCUCACCAUGGAAUCUCUUCUCAUUCUCGCACUUGGGAUGUGAGAUCAAGCUCCGUGAAGCACCUGAACGAUGUUUAGUGAGCGGAACGCACAUCACACCAGGGACACACGUUGUCAUCGAGUCUGCCUUCCACUUGGACUCGCUGAAGGACCACCAGACGCCCAUGCGUAAGAUGAUGCGUAAGAUGGAAGAGACACCGAUCGUUGGGCGAUUGUUUGCUCAUUGUACAGGAUGCUACUGGUCUGCGCUGCAGGGUGUUGGCGCUGGGACGUGUGAAUGGGUGUUUGAUUGAAGGACAUUAUAGCUUGCGAGCGCUUUCUUUAUAUGGAUCAUGAAUAGAUGGAUGGAUGAACGAAUGGAUGGAUGGAAUAUGGUCACGAAAAUACUCUUUUUAUUGUGUGCAUUGUGUAGUCUCGGCAUUCUAACUUAUUAGAGUACGAUUGGACUUGUACGAAUAUGCUACUUUUCUUUGUACGAAGUUUUGAUGAAUAUAGUACUGCAG
Messenger RNA from Fomitiporia mediterranea MF3/22, 2026 nucleotides. Its product is annotated as alpha/beta-hydrolase. The transcript has 10 exons. Lineage: Eukaryota; Fungi; Basidiomycota; Agaricomycetes; Hymenochaetales; Hymenochaetaceae. The record is from RefSeq and is a predicted model, not a curated record. The coding region runs from base 101 to 1816 and encodes 571 amino acids. Gene Ontology annotation, biological process: lipid metabolic process.